AUGGCCUCCCACCGCAUCGGCGCCCGCCUCGCGGGCCUCUCGCAAGAGCAGCUGAUCGAGCUGAUCGACAAGCAGGCGCCCCUCUGGAGCGCCGCCGCGCUGCGCGUGGCGGAGGAGCACGCCGCGCAGCAUGUGGAGCAGCCCGAGUGGAUCCUCUCUGAGGUCCUCCUCUCGCCGGACCUCGCCCCGCACAUCCUCGCCCAGCUGCCAACCAAGGCGCACGCCGUCAAGGGUACGUGCCGCGCGUGGCGCCGCGGCUGGAAGGAGACGCUCGCGAAGCGCGAGAGGCCGCGCCUGCUCGCGGCGGCCAAGCACAGUAUCGUCCUGCCGCUCUCGCUACGCCGCUCGUGCGCCCCGCGCGCGUGUCGGCCUUCUCAUGCCUCCGGCCUCUGA
This is a messenger RNA of Emiliania huxleyi CCMP1516, 393 nucleotides long. RefSeq lists its product as hypothetical. Bases 1 to 393 code for a protein of 130 amino acids. The transcript has 2 exons. Lineage: Eukaryota; Haptophyta; Isochrysidales; Noelaerhabdaceae. The record is from RefSeq and is a predicted model, not a curated record.